AUUCAUUUGUUCCUCCCUCGCUCACAACACGGGCGGUCGCGGAUGUGUGUUGAGUUACGAGUUAACUUUGUUGUUGCCAACUUCAAAUAUAAAUCUUACUAGACUCGGUUCAAAUAGCCUCAGUAAUAGACGGACUUUUGUGUGUUGUUGCAUAGCAGCCUGUGCUGUUGGCUUGCCGUUGUUGCAGUACGUGCUGUGGUGAGCAAACUCGAAAUGGGAACACACGAAUCUCUGUCGGAAAGAGAAGCCGCAGAGCGUGUUAUUCACCAGUGAUGCUAAUAACCACGCGAGUUUUAUGAAUGUCCCCCGUUUAAAACCUUGAAACUCGCACGGAUUGGAAUUCGUCAUGGAUCGACCGGAUAGGGUGAAAGACCGGGGCUGUCUGGUCGCGAUCAUUUUCUUCAUCCUGGGGCUCGGGACCCUCCUUCCCUGGAAUUUCUUCAUGACCGCUAGUCUGUAUUUCAAUGAUCGUCUGAAAGGGGAGGAGUCUCGGAAUGAUUCCGACCCCGGUAACGGAACCGCUGUCAAUCGCACGGAAUACUACUUCAACAACUGGAUGACUCUGCUAUCCCAGCUUCCCCUGCUUCUCUUCACCUUCCUCAACUCCUUCCUGUACCAAUUGAUCUCGGAGCGACUGCGCAUCGCUGGCAGCCUCCUCUUCAUCCUCUUCUUCUUCAUCCUCACCGCCUUCCUCGUCAAGGUCCCCAUGGAGCCCGGGGUCUUCUUCUCGGUCACCAUGGCGACCAUCUGGUUCAUCAACUCCUUCGGCGCGGUGCUCCAGGGCUCUCUCUUUGGGCUGGUGGGUUUGCUCCCGCAGAAGUACAGCACCCUGUUCAUGAGCGGGCAGGGGCUGGCCGGGACCUUCGCUGCCCUCGCCAUGUUGCUGGCUCUCUCCAGUGGGACAGACUCCGAGACGGCCGCUCUGGGGUACUUCAUCACCCCCUGCGUCGGAACCCUGGUCUCUGUGGCUUCUUACCUGCUCCUGCCUCAACUGGAGUUUGCCCAGUUCUACUUGAAUAAAAGUAAUCAGAAAAAAAACUAUGAGCUGGAGAGCAACGACACACUGCUGAAUAAAGAGAGCGCCGCCCUGCAGGAGGACGGGAAGCAGAAAUCCUCCCUGUGGGAUGUGCUGAAGCAGAUCCGGGUCAUGGCCUUCUGCAUCACCUUCGUGUUCACCGUCACGCUGUCUGUGUUCCCCGCAGUAACUGUGGACGUGAAGACCGUGUACACAGGAGGCUGGGAGCGCUACUUCACCCCAGUCUGCUGUUUCCUGGCCUUCAAUGUGAUGGACUGGGCUGGAAGAACCGUCACCUCUUUUGUGAGAUGGCCCCGGAAGGAGAGCCCUCUGUUCCCGGGGCUGGUGUGCUGUCGCGUGGUGUUCAUUCCCCUGCUCAUGCUGUGCAAUGUGCAGGAGCGGUCCUAUCUGCCUGUGCUGUUCUCCCACGACAUCGUCUUCGCUCUCCUCAUGCUGCUGUUCUCCCUCAGCAGUGGAUACUGCGUCUGCCUCUCCAUGUCCUACGCCCCACAGUUGGUCAAGCCGCAGGAUGCAGAGACGGCUGGGGCUCUCAUGACGUUCUUCCUGGCUCUGGGGCUGUCGCUGGGGGCCGCUCUGUCCUUCCCUCUGCGAGCGCUGGUGUGAACGAGACCCCCGAGAUACGGAGAGGAGGAGUAGGGGGCUGCCAGAGGGAGGGAGCACGUGGGAGAGAGAUUAAGAGGGUGAGAGAGAGAGAGGAAGAAUGGUCUUGUAGGCAUGACGGGGCACUACAGCGGCAGUGCAAAAACUACUGACGGGAACACAAGAGCAAUGGGACUAGAAGACUCUGUACUGACGGGAACACGAGCAAUGGGACUAGAAGACUUUCUUAAUGUCCUGAAGACACUGAUUUUUAUUUAUUUAUUAAUUUUUUUCCCCAUGCGUUUCGAAUCUUAACGUUUAUCAAAGAAUUUGAUAAAGUUUUAUUUUAACUUCAUAUGUUCCCACUGCCCGAGUGGUUAAAAUCCUGCUCUUUUUUAAAUUAUUUUAAAAGGGAUUUCGAAAGCUGCUGACGAAGGGAAUUAUAUAUAAAAAUACUGUCUAUUAAGGCUAGAUAGUCUGUAUGACUUACAGUACCAGUAGUUACUAAUAACUUGUACAUUAUUUAUUUGUGGAUAGGGUGCCACUUAGUAUUCAAAGUUCACUUCAGGUUUAUAUACAAUCCAGAAUGUGUCCUUGGAAUUGUAGAUGCAUUUUCGGUUAUUAUUUUAGUUUAGAUACAGUAGCCGAAUUUUGACUGUUAGGAAUUUGGUGGGUCUGUUUUAAUGAUCUGAACUUGAAUGAAUUCUUGAAACGGUAAUACAUUGAAAAGACUCCUCAUGAAUGCAAAGUGAACGGUAUAGAUUCAAAAAUAAUGCUGUUGUUUUUAUGUCCUGUUCUCUGUUCUCUUUUAACGGUUCUGUUUCAAAUCGACGUUCUUGUUGUCUGACACGGUACGGGCAUUGCUUAGAACGAAGCUUUUCAUUUUCAUUUUCUUUUUUUUUUUGUCAUUUCAACUUUUCUGGUUCCUGGAACCCUGCCUACUUUGCUGAAGUGCUAUAACCUCACUUCCUGUGUUACGGAGAAUAAGACCCCCCCCCUAAAACAACAUGGUUUUACUUAUAGGGCUGAGAGAAGUUAUAGUCCCUU
Molecule: messenger RNA, 2662 nt
Organism: Acipenser ruthenus (sterlet)
Lineage: Eukaryota; Metazoa; Chordata; Actinopteri; Acipenseriformes; Acipenseridae
Product: equilibrative nucleoside transporter 2-like
Exons: 14
Coding region: 347-1639 (430 amino acids)
Biological process (GO): uridine transmembrane transport; guanine transport; hypoxanthine transport
Cellular component (GO): plasma membrane; basolateral plasma membrane
Molecular function (GO): nucleoside transmembrane transporter activity
Source: RefSeq, a predicted model, not a curated record